Rattus rattus (black rat) is the source of this 3397-nucleotide messenger RNA. RefSeq names its product cyclin dependent kinase 17 (gene Cdk17). NCBI's taxonomy places the organism in Eukaryota, Metazoa, Chordata, Mammalia, Rodentia, Muridae. The transcript is spliced from 17 exons. Bases 97 to 1668 code for a protein of 523 amino acids. Gene Ontology annotation, biological process: protein phosphorylation. The record is from RefSeq and is a predicted model, not a curated record. Gene Ontology annotation, molecular function: ATP binding; protein kinase activity. Gene Ontology annotation, cellular component: nucleus; cytoplasm.
CUGCAUCCGCUCGUUCUGCGCGCCCGCCUGCCCGUCCGCCCGGAGCCCGCGAUCUCCGCACUUGCUGAAUUUUUCAAGCCAUAUCCAGUUGAUAGGAUGAAAAAGUUUAAGAGGAGACUGUCCCUCACGCUCAGGGGAAGCCAGACGAUUGAUGAGUCCCUGUCGGAGCUGGCUGAACAGAUGACCAUAGAGGAGAGCAGUAGCAAAGACAACGAGCCCAUUGUGAAGAAUGGCAGGCCGCCAACGUCUCACAGCAUGCAUUCCUUCCUCCAUCAGUACACAGGGUCCUUCAAGAAGCCCCCACUGCGAAGACCCCACAGCGUUAUUGGAGGAAGCCUUGGUUCCUUUAUGGCAAUGCCCAGAAAUGGAAGCAGAUUAGAUAUUGUUCAUGAAAAUCUGAAAAUGGGAUCAGAUGGUGAGAGUGACCAAGCUUCUGGGACAUCAUCUGAUGAAGUCCAGUCCCCUACAGGUGUUUGCCUCAGAAAUCGUAUACAUAGACGGAUCUCAAUGGAGGACUUGAAUAAGCGGCUGUCGCUGCCUGCAGACAUCAGGAUACCCGAUGGCUACCUGGAGAAGCUGCAGAUCAGUAGCCCGCCCUUCGACCAGCCCAUGAGCCGCAGGUCCCGCAGAGCCUCCUUAUCAGAAAUUGGGUUUGGGAAAAUGGAAACCUACAUCAAAUUGGAAAAGCUUGGAGAGGGCACAUAUGCAACGGUAUAUAAAGGGAGAAGUAAGUUGACAGAGAACUUGGUGGCAUUAAAAGAGAUCCGCUUGGAACACGAGGAAGGUGCGCCCUGUACAGCCAUAAGAGAAGUUUCACUGUUAAAGGACUUAAAACAUGCAAAUAUAGUAACGUUGCACGACAUCGUUCACACGGACAAGUCUUUGACUCUGGUCUUUGAGUACCUGGACAAAGACCUGAAGCAGUACAUGGACGACUGCGGGAGCAUCAUGAGCAUGCACAACGUCAAGCUGUUCCUGUACCAGAUUCUCCGUGGUUUGGCAUAUUGCCAUAGAAGAAAAGUGUUGCACCGGGACCUGAAACCACAGAACCUCCUCAUUAAUGAAAGAGGAGAACUAAAGCUGGCCGACUUUGGACUAGCCAGAGCCAAGUCAGUCCCCACCAAGACCUACUCAAAUGAGGUUGUCACGCUGUGGUAUCGGCCCCCUGACGUGCUUCUUGGUUCCUCGGAGUACUCAACUCAGAUCGACAUGUGGGGAGUUGGCUGCAUUUUCUUUGAAAUGGCUUCUGGAAGACCACUGUUUCCAGGGUCAACUGUGGAAGAUGAACUGCACUUAAUAUUUCGACUACUAGGAACUCCAUCUCAGGAAACUUGGCCAGGUGUUUCUUCAAAUGAUGAAUUCAAGAACUACAACUUCCCAAAAUAUAAGCCACAACCUCUAAUUAAUCAUGCACCCAGGUUAGAUUCUGAAGGAAUUGAGUUGAUAACAAAGUUUCUUCAGUAUGAAUCUAAGAAAAGGGCUCCAGCAGAAGAGGCCAUGAAACAUGUGUACUUCCGAAGUCUAGGACCGAGAAUACAUGCUUUACCAGAAAGCGUAUCAAUAUUCAGUUUGAAAGAGAUUCAGUUGCAAAAGGACCCGGGUUUUCGAAAUUCUUCCUAUCCAGAGACAGGACAUGGGAAGAACAGAAGACAGAGCAUGCUCUUUUAAGUCUGGUAGCUUGGUCUCAAGCCCAGCCCCAGCCUUUCUUACCAGCCAUGGACUCAGAGCUGAAGGCAGUCAUUUCUUGUGCUGGACUUGGGAUCUCCGUGUGUCUGCACUGUCCUCUUCCCAGUGGAGUCUUUUUAUUUCAGACCUACAGAUUGUUUUUAUAUUUGUUGUCACAGUGUGACAAUUUUUUUUUUUUUGUACAGUUGGUUUUAAGGUCUUCUCUGCCUGUAGAGCCAAGAGGUUACAGCUCUCAAUGUAACUGUGGCUGCAGAUUUGUGCAGGACUGAGAAACACAGUGCAUUAUUUAUUGUGGAAUCAUUGCUGCUAAAUAACUACUGUCUGUUUAUUUAACACAACAGUUGAAUGCCUGAAGAAGUUGCAGUGGCUUUAUUAGAUGUGAACGCAUCUGUUUCUCCUCACAAAUUGUUUGACUGCUGCGUUUCGUUGUUGUUUUGUUUUGUUUGUUUGUUUUUUUUUAAAAAAAAAUUAAACUGCAGUGUUUCCUGGAAUGUAUAUUUAGCUUUGCUUAGCAGUAAAAUAAGUGAGCCAUCGUGAACUCGAAGUUCGUGCUACUUAUAAUUUCUUAGGAGCAUUGGCCAAUAGAGUAGCUGAGAGAGGGACAGCACCGUGUGUUUGGGAAGUGUGUAAUGUGGGGGGGCUGAGCCAAGCAAAUGAAUAGCAGCCAUUUUGGGUUCCCACAUCAGACACCAAUCAACUAAGAAAACCGAGUUACCCAUUUUUACCUAUUCCUCACCUUAGAGAUGUCUACUGCCUACUCGUAUGCCUACACUUGAUUAACUUUUACACUGUGCUUUCAGUUAACAUUUAACCAUAGAGGUCAUUCAAACAGGAAAAGCCUUGCUGCUGUUUGUCUGAAGCACGUUUCUUUUCCUAGAUACUACUUCAUUUUGAGGAACAGUUUCUUUCACUUGGGGGCUGUGUGUGUUUCAAAUAACGUUCACUUGGAAUAACCAGCUGAAAGCUGGACUCUGUCUUUAAAUGGAGCCAUGAUGAAUUAGAAAUGAGAAAUAAGAGCCCAGAGGACUGCCUUAGCAUUGUGGGUAUUAUCUGCUCAUCAGAGACACUAACAGUGUAACUUGAAUUAUGCAUGUCCUUGACCAUCACAGACACUCGGUGUUGGUAACCGUGUCUUAGGCAUUCACGUUCAUCGUUAAGGACUAUUGGUUAGUGCAUCUUACAACUAGAAAUCUUAAUUGGUAUACUUUGAAAUGGUCAUGUAAGUUUUUGCCUUAUAUCAUGAAAAUAGUUAUAACUUAAUUUUUGUCCUGCCAUUCACUGUAAAACAUUCAGGGUCCUCUCAUUUCUGUUCAGGAAAUCCUGUAGUUUAUUGUUUGUUAUUUAACAGUAUUAAAGUGAGUUUUUGUAUAUUUUCAUUUUAACUUUAUUUGUGAAUAGUGAUUGUGGCAUGUUUGGGGAUGUUAUUUUAAUAUUUCACAAUACUGAAAUUUUAAUUUUUUUUUUAAAAAAAAGAAAGUUCUGGAAGAAACAGAUUCAUGUGUAACGGUGAAUAUUGGACCACUGCUGCUUUUCACGAUUGUCAGCUGGUUUUAUGUUAAGCCCUGUAGCCUAACUGCUGUUAUUUCUAACUGACAGACAUGUAUUAAUAUUGUACUUUGAAGGUUAUAAAUAUUAUGUGAAAAUUCCUCCCUUCGUUUUGAAAUUUAUAAUAACUAAAUCUCUGUGUUAUAUAAAAUGUGAUCUUUGUGGA